ACGAGGAAUGGAAAGCUUCCAGCGCCUCUCCACCACCAACACCGACACCGACUCUCUCCUCUCUGUGUAUCCGACAAGCGCUGCCUCCACCGCCGCAGCCGCAAGAGCGACGACGCGCUGUGUGGACCGAAGCUGCUAGUCUCCCCUAACCCGCCUUUCCUUCGCUGCAUAACACGCUCCUCCAUAACCAUCAGUAUCCGAGUGUUAUGAUCAUAUCAGGAGAUAUUGGGGGGAUUUCGGGACGAAAAGACUCUUUACUGGACCUCUAAACAUCCACCGUGCCCUGUCUCCGUCUGCGCUCGUCCCCGGCGCUGCUUUUUACGCAGCGAAGGCGUCGCUGAUUUGCCCGCAAAAGGGAGAAACUCAACAGUUGUUGCUGCUUAUUGUUUGCAUGUCGACGUGCACAUUACUACCAUGUGGAGGCUACUGCAAUCGUGUUGUUGCUGCUGGUGGAUUUUCUCUCUCAUUUUGCCUGCCUUCGUGCUCCUCUGGGCCGAGUGUCAUCCUGCGCUGACAGGAAGCCAAGCCGAGUCCCAAGCUCCUCUCCAAGGCCUUCGCAAAGCUGCGGCCAGCGGGACACGACUCCGGAGAGCCGUCACCGAGGAGACCUACUGGGCCUACUCAGGUAUAUAUGGGCCAGAUGAGGGAUGGUCAUCAGCCUACCCAGAAUGCAGAGAGAGAAACCAGUCACCAAUCAACAUUGUUGAUCCGGACACCAAAGUAUCAACAGAGUAUCAGGAGCUGACACUGGAGGGCUUUGAUAGUGAAUCCUCUAAUAAGACAUCUAUGAAGAACACUGGCAAAACAGUGGCCAUUAUUUUAAAGGACGAUUACUUUGUUCGGGGAGCAGGCCUACCAGGGAGGUUUAAAGCAGAAAAAGUGGAGUUUCAUUGGGGUCCUAGCAACGGAUCUGAAGGCUCUGAACACAGUAUCAAUGGCCAUCGUUACCCUGUGGAGAUGCAGAUCUACAUGUACAACUCAGACGACUUUGACAGCCUCGGCGCAGCUCUGAGGGAGCAGAGGAUCAUCGCAGCCAUGGCCGUGUUUUUCCAGGUGGGAGGAAAGGACAAUCCUGCUGUUGACCCCAUAAUCCAUGGUCUGAAAGGUGUGGUCCAUCAUGAAAAAGAAACUGUCCUGGAGCCGUUCGUGCUGAAGGACCUGCUGCCGCCCGCCCUGGGAAGUUACUAUCGCUACACUGGCUCUCUGACCACUCCGCCCUGCAGUAAGGUGGUCGAGUGGAUCAUCUUCAGCAGACCUAUCUAUGUCUCCUACAAACAGCUGGAAGCUUUCUACUCAAUCUUUACCACAGAGCAACAGGACCAUGUUAAAUCAGUGGAGUAUCUGCGCAGCAACUUUAGGCCCAUCCAGAGAUUGGACAACCGCCACAUCUUCAAGUCAGCAGUCAAAGACGCCUGGCUGCCUGACCUGACUGACAGCAGCAGCAGCAGCGGGCCGUAUGGCACGGAGGCUUCCAAAGUAUGCAGCAGCGCUCCCAUCAACAUGAAGGUGCAGCAUGUGAACGUCAGUGCUCUGGUGGUGCGCUGGGCUCGUCCGGAAGUCACCUACCACCCGCCCAUCCUCCACUUCCUGGUGUCCUACAGCUGGACGACCCACGAUGACAGCUACGAGGAGACGCACCUCACCGACGCUAAACACAAGCUGGAGGCCGUCAUUUAUCCCGUCUCCCCUGAUGUGCUGUACCUGUUUCGAGUCCAGGCCAUCUGCAUGAAUGACAUGCGCAGUGACUUCAGCCAGAGCAUGCUCUUCAGAGCAAACACCACCAGGAUCUUUGAAGGGACGAGGAUCGUGAAAACUGGAAUGUUUAUUUCUCAGCCGACGGUGUCGCCAGCUUCCUCAGCCGACAUGGCUCCCAUCUCCUCCGGCUCCUCCACUUGGACCUCCUCAGGCAUCCCCUUCUCCUUUGUCUCCAUGGCGACAGGAAUCGGCCCGUCCUCCAGCGGUAGUCAGGCAACUGUAGCAUCCGUGGUGACCAGUACUUUACUGGCCGGCCUGGGCUUCAGCGGUGGAGUUAUCUCCUCUUUCCCCAGCUCUGUUUGGCCGAGCAGAGCACCAACACAUAACCCCACCACCGCAAGCCACACCACUGAACCCACAAAGCCCGCCAAAGAGGCCACCGCUUCUGCCUCUGCUGUCACGACGGCCACAGCCAAAGAUAACAGUGAAGCUGGGGGUGAGGACGGAGAGAACAGCAAGGGUCAAGGAGAGGACGGAGAGAGGGAAGGAGAGGAUAAGGAUGAAGAGGAGGAGGAAGAGGAGAAAGACAAGAAGAAGGAGAGGAAGGGAUCAGGAGAAGUGAGCGAGGGAGGGAGGAAGGACGACAGCACAGCGGUGAAUGAGCCGCCCAGCGAGAAACCGGACGGCACUGCAAAGGAGAAAGAACCAGAUCCAAUUAACAUGCCACCUGAUGGAGCAAACCACCUGGAGGUGUAUACCCACAAUCCACUCGACCCUAACUCCUCUACCAACACAGAGGCAGCCAUUGAUGUGGCAGAAUUCACUGCUAAGGACCGAGCAGUGACACGCAGACCAAGCUCAGGAAGGGACAAGAAGCAUUGGCCUUUCUCUAUCCACACUGACCGCCCAGGUGCUGAGACCAACCUGACCCACCAGGCAAACCCCGGGUCUGGGGCGGGGCUGGGCCAUGUGGAGUGGCUGGUACCCUUGGUGGUGGUUUCAGCUCUGACAUUCCUCUGCCUCAGUCUCCUGCUGGCUGUGCUCGUGUACUGGAGGCGCUGUUUCCAGACAGCCCGCUUCUAUGUUGAAGACAGCGAUUCACCCAGGGUGGUACCCAAUGAGACGACCCCUGCCAUCCCCAUUCCAGAUGACAUGGAGGCCAUUCCAGUCAAGCAGUUCAUAAAACACAUCUCUGAACUCUACUCAAAUAACCAACAUGGAUUCUCAGAAGAUUUUGAGGAGGUUCAACGAUGCACUGCCGAUAUGAAGAUCUCGUCAGAACAAUCCAACCACCCUGACAACAAGCACAAGAACAGAUAUAUCAACAUAGUAGCCUAUGACCACAGCAGGGUGAAGCUGAGCCCGCUGGCUGGGAAGGACUCCAAACACACAGACUACAUCAAUGCCAACUAUGUGGAUGGUUAUAAUAAGCCUAAAGCUUACAUCGCAGCCCAGGGACCUCUCAAGUCCACCUUCGAGGACUUUUGGCGGAUGGUGUGGGAGCAAAAUACCUGCGUCAUCGUCAUGAUCACUAACUUAGUGGAGAAAGGCCGAAGGAAAUGUGACCAGUACUGGCCAACAGAGAACAGUGAAGAAUAUGGCAACAUGGUAGUCACACUGAAAAGCACUAAAGUUCAUGCCUGCUACACUGUUCGCCGCUUCAUAUUGGGCAACACUAAAGUGAAAAAGGGUGGGAAGGGGAACCCUAAGACGCGGGCGCAGAGUGAACGGACGGUGCUUCAGUAUCAUUACACCCAGUGGCCCGACAUGGGUGUCCCCGAGUACACCCUGCCCGUCCUCACAUUUGUCCGCAGGUCCUCAGCCGCCCAGAUGCUUGACAUGGGGCCUAUGCUUGUCCACUGCAGUGCUGGAGUGGGUCGGACGGGGACGUACAUCGUCGUAGACAGCAUGCUGCAGCAGAUCAAAGACAAGAGCACAGUUAAUGUACUCGGCUUCCUCAAACACAUACGCACACAGCGCAACUACCUAGUCCAGACUGAGGAGCAGUACAUCUUCAUCCACGAGGCCUUGCAGGAAGCCAUGUUGGGGAAGGAGACGGAAGUGGCAGCCAGCCAGCUUCACAGCUACUUCCACAGCAUCACGACACCAGGACGCAGCAGCCGGACACAUCUGGAGAAACAGUUCAAGUUGGUAACGCAGUGUAAUGCCAGAUUCACAGAAUGCUUCAACGCUCGGAAGGAGUGCAACAAAGAGAAGAAUCGGAAUUCCUCUGUGGUGCCAUCGGAGCGGGCGAGGGUCGGCCUGGCACCUUUACCCGGCAUCAAAGGCACCGAUUACAUUAACGCCUCUUACAUUAUGGGUUACUACCGGAGUAAUGAGUUCAUCAUUACCCAGCAUCCUCUGCCCCACACCACAAAAGACUUCUGGAGAAUGAUCUGGGACCACAAUGCACAAAUUAUUGCUAUGCUGCCUGCCAACCAUGGACUGGCAGAGGAUGAGUUUGUGUACUGGCCCAGUCGGGAGGAGGCCAUGAACUGUGAGGCGUUCACUGUCACACUCAUCAGUAAAGAUCGACUCUGUCUGUCCAACGAGGAGCAGAUCAACAUCCACGAUUUCAUCCUAGAAGCAACACAGGAUGACUAUGUUUUAGAGGUUCGUCACUUUCAGUGCCCAAAGUGGCCGAAGCCCGACGCACCCAUCAGCAGUACCUUUGAGCUCAUCAACGUCAUCAAAGAGGAGGCAUCCACCCGCGAUGGACCAACCAUCAUCCACGAUGAGUUGGGAGCAUCUUCAGCCGGCAUGCUGUGUGCCCUCACCACACUGUCUCAGCAGCUGGAGAGCGAGGGGGCCGCCGAUGUCUACCAAGUGGCCAAGAUGAUCAACCUCAUGAGGCCAGGAGUCUUCACAGACAUUGAGCAGUACCAGUACCUAUACAAAGCUCUGCUCAGCCUCGACAGCACCAAGGAGAACGGAUCGCGUAUUCUGACCAGGGACAUUAAUGGAACCCUGGCGUCCCUGUCCGACCAGUCUGACCAGGCCGAGAGCAUGGAGUCACUGGUCUGAGGCCCUUCAGUGGCCUGGAGCUCAGCUGGGGGCGUCUGCUGGGUCUCUGAGCCCACAAUGGAGGAACUUAACUUUGUAAAACGUCAAGGAACUAUUGUGAACAAGACUUCUUGAGGCCUUUCUGCCAGACUCUUGGUUAAAAUGAAUAACCUGAUUACUUUUUUACACUGAUAAAAAGUUUUUGAUAUUUAUUUUUUUCGCCAUUUUAUGUCUUAAUGUUCUCCUACUGAAAGGUUUGCACCUGCGUUUUUGAGUUUCACGACAGCGUCGGUAGGCAACAGGAAACACUUUUCUGUCUUUUCUUGUUUGCACUAUAUAAUGUCAGUGUUACUGCCUAUACUAAAGCUGACUCACUUGGCUUUUCUCCACUCGAGAUCGGAUUUAUUCUUUACAUUCCAUGGCUUUGGCCCUUAUUAAAUCAACUGCUUCUGUGAAGGACAUUGUUCUGCCUGCCACCUAUCAGUUGAUUUAAGACAGUGGACGGAGGAAGGCACAGACUCUCCGCCUCAGUAACACAAUGCUGUUCCACUUCAGCUCAGCGUGACCUCCUCCGCCCUGCUCAUCCAUAGUACUCAUAUUGCCUCUCAUUUAUCACAAGACCCGAGAUCUUGGAACCUAAUACCACAGACAAGUCGCGCUUGAUUUUUAAGAGUAGUUUAAUCUUCACGGUUUCUUUUCUUUUCUUGUCACUCUCCCUCUUAUUAGCGAGUCACACCCAUGUUAGAAUACCUAAGGUGGUUUAAUAACUGCUACUGUGAAAUUUUAUUAUUAUUUCUUUGUAUUAUUCAUAAUAUGUUUUUUAAUAUAUGGAAAUACUGUAUGUAUACAUAUAUAAAUAUAUCCUUAUCAUAAUAACUUUGUGAGUUUUUGCCUCCCGCCUCAGGCCGGUUGAUUUCCACCACGUCCGAUAGUUUACCGCUCCAGUGCUCACAGCUGAUUCACAGCCAUCUGGAAGCAGACCCCCUUGGUCUACUACGUCCACUAUUUGUAUGCUGCUAUGUCAUCUGAACUCAAAUACACACACACACACACACAUGAUUGUACAUUUGGAACAUUUGAUCAACUGCAACAGAUGAUGCAACGAUAUGACAUUGCCCAUCACGUUUUCAUUUUAUUUAUUUAUUUUUCAGAAAUUCAUUCUGACAGACGAGCACGGAUUAAGAACGGCGAGGCCUGUAUGUGCAGCCGUCAGUUACUGACAUGCUGCGUCCGUCAUUUACAGGGUUGAAUCAGUUUGAUCUGCAGGGGAACAGCAGACUCACAAACAAGCUCUAUGCAACAAGCUGGUUAGGUUUUAGAAAUCUGAAACAGGGUUUAAAAAGGUUUUGGGUUCUCAGUGUUAGUCGAGUCUCACCACGGUGGGUUUAGAUUUGUUUUAUUGUUUUAAUCUUUUCAUUUUAUUUGCGCUUAUGUUCUGUAGACAAAAUAACUAAAUAACCCUCUUCUUCUGCUUCAAAGGUGCUUAUAACAUGAUAGUGUGCAUCUUUGAUAAUUGCAUGUGGUGUAAAAAUGGAGAAUAAGACGAGAAAUAUUUUCCCAAUAGAAUCCCUUAAUUCACAAAGUGGAAGCCAAAAGCCAGUGCUUUGAAUACCACAACUGUAUUUGUGAUUUAGUUUCUGAUGAAUCACAACAAGCUGCUACAUUUAUUAGAGUUGGUUAUGAAGAGCUGGAGUUUGUUAAGAAACAUGCUUUUUGAUUCCACUUCUCUAAUCCUGACUUGUUUCACAUUUUGAACUUCUCAUCUUCCAUCAACACUGUACCAACUUCCAUGUAAAGUGUUUACAAAAUGGCUGAUGAAAAUGAAUGCUCAGGUGUGGCUCAAUUUCACAAAAGACGGUAGUGAUUCAGUAAUAUAUGUCUGACAUGACAAAUUACAAAUUAAUUCCUGUAGCAUGCAUAAUGUUCCUAGUCAUUGUCAUCAUUUUUAUUUUUAUUACAUUUUAUUUAUUUAUUUUAUUUAAUAGAGAGAUAUUAUAUUAUACUAUAUUAAUUAUCAUAAUUCCAACACAGAGCAUGCAACAUUUAUGCUGCACAGAGAGUUUAUAGCGAACUAUGGCAACUAAUGCUAUUGUGUCUCAACAAGUAAAAGUGGAAAACAAUAAAUAUUCAAACAUUUUGUGCAUUGCACGAAUAUUUAAAUGUGUCUUUAUGUUAAUGAAAAAUAGCUACACCAUGUCUCAUCAUUCAUAUUUCAUUAUUGUAAAUGGCAUCUAAAAUGAUAUGACUAUUUUUAAACUGAGGAUUAAUACACAUUGAGAUAUAUCAGGCUUCAGAAACACAGACCUUAGUGCCAUCAAUUCAUAGCUGAAUUUGGUCUUUUCUUUGGAUAUGUUGACAAUUAAACAUUUAUAGAUUAUUGACAGCCUUAUCACUACUCAUUGACCAUGUGGCCUGACAAACUGUUGCUCUUCUUAUUAAACCAGCCAUGAACACACAGAAACGUAAGCUUGAGUUGUCCUAACGUGCACACGUGUGUAUCACCAGUUUCUACACAAAAGCAUCCACAAUGUCAUUAAAACCCAGGGCUUUUGAUUUAACUGCCGUAGUACACAGACCACAAACUGGAAAUCUUUAACAUUUUGUUUCCACUAUGUAUUAUUAAAGUUAUGGAGAAAACAGAACAGUUGAUGGUUCAGAUCCGUGCUCUCUGACAGAGGCGUGAUCACCCGUUCCAACCUCCCAAGGCCUUGUAUACAUAGUUUCCGUUGCUCACUCCCUUUUCUCCAAAAGAUGUAUUUUUUAGUGGUUUUGUGGCAUACAAGCAAAGAGAAGAGUCUGUUUGCUUCCUGCUCCAGUAACCCCUUACAUGCACACAUACACACAUAUUUACACACAUUUACACAUUUCUUUGACAUGAGGAUGUUCUAAUUUAGCCGCUGAUUUUGAUGAUAUUCUGUACCGUUGAUGGCGUGAAAUAAACCCUUGUGGCUUUGCAUUUUGAAUGAAAAUGUUAAAGCUAUUUUCACACAGCACAAAACAGAUGUGUCGAAUGCGAGGGGGGAAAUGUAUUUUGAUUUUUGAAAAAACCUUUACCAAAGACUUAAAUCUUUCCCAUGCAGUAAAAGAUGUUGGGCAAGCUUUUCUCUCUCUUAUGCCGAUUUCUCUCUCCUGACUGGAUGCUCAACCCCCCCUUUCUCCACCUCACACUAUAUCUGUAUUUCUAUCAGUGUCCUUAUGAAAUCUUUCUUCAAAGUCUCACUUUAAUAUCUGUUUGCUUUAACUUCAUCAUCAAAGUCAUGCAGUUAUUGUUAUGCACCAUCAUAAGGUAUAACGACAUGCAUCAAAAGAUAAACUGAGCAGACAGGAGCAUUGUAGAUGCGAGACGUUUCUAUUUCUGCUUCUUUUGCAGUGUUAUCUCCUUUUGAAAUGGGGAUAAUAUGAGCUCAAGGAGAAAUCUACAAAGCUUUUUCUGUAUCUGGAGCUUUUCUUAAAACAUUUUGGGAAAUACACACUUUGCCUAAGUGCUCGGUCAUACCAGAAAGUGGCACAGCAAAAUGUAUUUGAGUACUGUGACCUCCUGUCACUGCUGAGCUAACUUUUUACAUGCUAGCUAGCCGAUAACGUGCUACUGUUGCUCAGUAAAAGUAGCUAGCUAUAGUUGACUGGCUACCAGUCCCGAACAGGACAAUGAUAUAAGUGGUAAGUCACGCAAAUACUAUCCACGACUGACUGCAAACCAUACAGCAGCUCUUUUGUGGAACACUGGUGUGUAACAGCUAAUAUGAUAGCUGCCUCCAUUUUUGAUUCUCUUGGUCUCCAAUCCCUGAAAGUUUAGGACUGUCAAGACAUUAUGUCGUUGCUUAAUGUCUCUGAUUUGCAUGUCAAUGUAUUGAUUAAAUCAAAUGAACUGAUUUCUGAAAUGUUGCUGUUCUAAAUGAUGGUGUGACCGGGCCCUUAAGAAGGUUAUUCUAUUGUUUCCCCUGUCCCCAUAUUCAAGCCAUUGUGAUCAUUGUGAUCAUUCCGAAUGAAACCAGUUGUGUGUUGCCACGAGCGCACAAGCAGCUGUACUGUCAAUUAUAAAUGUACAUAUCUUUUGUUGCCUCUAUAACUCAGCCCUUCUCUGGAAACUGUGUAUGUAUUGACUGUGUCAGAGGAAAUGUUUCAUCACAAUUUGAAAUUAUGUCAUUCAAAUAGUCUGUAUUUCUUUUUUGUCAAUGAUUUUGUUACCCAAACUUUAUGCUUUUUACCAUUUAUUGACGUAACAUGUUCCACAAAGCACUCACAGGUUUUUCAUUCUGGCAUACGUCUGGUCUAGAGUCACAAACAUUUUCAAUCUGUUUGCUGUUUGUGGUGGAUCGUGUGGAAGCCAGCUGUCUGUGUGUUCAGCUUGUGGUCAUUAUCACAUUCCAGUUUCCAUCGUCACGCCCUUCAUUAAUGUUCAGGCAGUGAUUGUGAUAUUACGAUGUUAUCCCCUCCCCGUUAGUUUUUAUUUUAUUUUGGUUUUCGUCCCCUGGAGGCUAUGGUUCUGUUACCAGGCGUGAACAACAGAAUAUAUCUCUUUCUGUAAGUCACUAGAUAAUUUCCUCACCGUUGGCCCGUUUGGAAAGGUGGCUGUUCUCUUUUGUAACAAGAAAUAAGACAAAAAGAUGGAUUUGUUUUUGUUUUGUUGAAAGCUAUAUCAAAGCAUUCUAUUAUAGUGUUAUUUAAUAUGUAAAUUGUAUUGCUAUACUUAAAAUAAAAUAUGGGUUUUGAUGUAA
This is a messenger RNA of Cottoperca gobio, 9416 nucleotides long. Its product is annotated as receptor-type tyrosine-protein phosphatase gamma-like. Gene Ontology annotation, biological process: protein dephosphorylation. Gene Ontology annotation, molecular function: protein binding; protein tyrosine phosphatase activity. The coding region runs from base 415 to 4719 and encodes 1434 amino acids. NCBI's taxonomy places the organism in Eukaryota, Metazoa, Chordata, Actinopteri, Perciformes, Bovichtidae. The transcript is spliced from 29 exons. The record is from RefSeq and is a predicted model, not a curated record.